Molecule: messenger RNA, 1014 nt
Organism: Aureobasidium uvarum
Lineage: Eukaryota; Fungi; Ascomycota; Dothideomycetes; Dothideales; Saccotheciaceae
Source: the annotation of a GenBank genome assembly
AUGCCUAAGAGCAAAGCCCCCACUCACACUGAACACAAUGUCUAUCUCACAACCUCAGUCACCUUCGACAACAAAGCCGAUGAUUUUGGCAGACUUCAGGUCUACCAAGCCUUUACAUCACUCGACGAGGCCAACGAGUUCUGUGUCGCCAAGGCUGAUGAGCUUGCUCUGGCUCUUGACAUUGAGGCCCCCGAACCGAAGCUGAGCCAUUACACCAACGACGGCGCCUUCAGGAUGGAGCUUCCCUUGAAGAAGCGUAACAGAGAUGUCGUGGUCGAAACCCUCAUCAUGCCUCUCAUGGGCGGCAUCAUUAUGCAUGACAAGCCCGUCUCGCGCAAGACACCCAAGUCGACAAAAGCAUCCAGAUCAAACUCUACAAAGUCAAAAGCCAAGAAGUCACAAGUACCCGGUGAAGAGGACGAGGAUAAUGACCACGACGUCGACAUGGAUAGCGACCCUGUCUCCCCCAAGACUACCAAAACCACAACUCGCAAGAACUCCAAGGCUUCAAGUACCGCCAUAGCCGCAGAGCAACGUGACUCUGUUGUCGACCCCAACAUUGUCACUGAGGACGACAUCGCCGCAGCCCCCAGUGGUAAAUCUGGUUGUCUCAACUAUGGAUCGUACACUAUCAUCGGACAUCACAAGUAUUGGAGCGAAGCACAGUUCAAGGUCAUCGUCAAAACGUUCGGAGGCAAAGUCAACAAGACGUUGCCCGUGUACAACAACGAUCCGACCCAUACUCUUGUGCUUGGCUCUGACGCUCCCUCGAGACUCCUGGGCAGGAUCGCACAAAAGGAGUUUAAACCCGUCACUCCUGAUUCUGUCAUUGCUCAGAUUGGCUACAUGUCGGGUCCCGAUGCUGUUGGCCGAAUCACCAGCGAGGAAGUCGCCAAACUCUGCAAGAAGGUCCCAGGAAAACCCGUCGCCAGAACGAGAACCGUUAAGAAGGAGGAGUCUGAUAGCGACGUGGAUGUCAAAGACGCCAAUGGCUCGGAUUUCGAUGAGAAUUGA